GUGUCCUAUAUACAGAGAUGUUGGAUGCAAGUUUUCAGAGGAUAAAAUGGUUGACAACUUUUCAAGAGGCUUUCUAUUGACAUGGCUGUUCACUUGCUGUUUGUGGAUACCACACAUAACAGGUGAAACAUACGUAUGUGACUUUGAAACAGAUCAAUGUGGGUUUACUAAAGAGGCUGAGCCCGCUCAGUGGAUUCGAAAUUACGGACCGUCAUGGUUAAGGAGUACAGUGGGUUUGUCGGGACCUGCUACUGACCACACGGAAGGAGCAACUACCGGUUUCUACAUGGUGUUGUUGAACCUCCCGAACAAGGUGUACAGCCCCGGGGACAAAGCGCGCCUUAUAUCCAGUUGCUACCCAGCAAGUAGAUCAGUGGACGUAACGUUUUACUACCACAUGUACGGAGAUGGAAUCGGACAAUUGAACGUCUUUCUCGUUGAUUGCACUUUGGUAUCACCGCCCGGCCUUUCGGUAAUUAGUAUCACAGGUGACCAAGGGGAUGAAUGGAAGUUAGCCGGUUUUUCACAAGCGAAUGUUGGAGAAUUUAAGAUCGUUUUUGAAGCAAUUCGAGGAGAAACUAAUAACAGUGAUAUUGCUAUUGAUGAUAUCACGGUGAAAAGGACAGAACCAGAAUCAAAUACAGAUCCACAAGAAUAUCUUGACGAGGCCAACAUAGUGUGUACUUUCGAAUCAGAUUCGUGUGGAUAUCAACAAGAUCAAACAGAUGAUACAGAUAUGAUAUACCAUUUUGGGACCUCGUGGCUUCGACAAUUGGACGGGUCAACAGGGCCGACAGGUGACCAUACAAAUGGAAUUCAGAACAACUUUUACAUGAUAUUAAUGAAUAUUCCCGGAACGUUGGACCUACAACCAGGAGACACAGCACGUCUUGUGUCGCCGUGCUACAGCAUUUCUAACUGGGUGCGAAUUCUAUUCUUCUACCACAUGUAUGGAGAAGGAAUGGGAACUUUAAACGUCUAUUCGUCUGAUUGUGAGUUACUUUCUGAGAAACAAAUAUUUUUUAGCGUAUCUGGUAACCAAGGUGAUGAAUGGAAGGAAGGUAACAAUGUCAUAAAAGCUGGUGAUAGUGUCCAGAUCAUAUUUGAGACGGUACGCGGCUCAGAGCAGACGAGCGAUAUUGCUAUAGAUGAUAUUGCCCUCUUCGCUCUUGAUGAUGAAGAUAUAACUACCACCACAGAAGAAGUGAUAACAACUAAAACUGAAGCGCCCACUACACCUGAACCAAUCCAGACCACUGUCCCAGCAGCAACAACAGUAGAGCAAAUUACAACGCAGGCCAAUGUGGUCACCACUCUGGAAGAGAUACAACAAUCCACAAGUCCUACAGUACGGAUUACGGAAAAUGUCGUCGAUCCAUGUAAUCCCAAUCCUUGUCAAAAUGAGGGGGAAUGCACAACUGACAAUGCUGCCUACCAAUGCUUAUGUUUGCCCCAGUGGACGGGUGAUAACUGUGACGUACAAAAAGCUGAACGCGCUGCUGAUGAUAAUUCUGGCUUUACGACUAUUAACGUGGUUGCUAUUGUUAUCGCCUGUAUUGCGGUUAUUAUAUUACUUGGUUGUUUCGUUAUUUUCGGCUACAAACGAGGGCGCACGGAUGAGUCAAAGCCUAAGUAUCAGACACCAUCAUACGCGCACGCAAGAGCGUUACAAGAGCAGCUGUAUCAGAAGCAGAUUCACCUCCCAAGAACAAAUCAAACAUAUCGGCAAAAACAACAACUUAUUGAAGAAGAAAACGAAAGAAAAUUGGAAGAACAACGCAGACGGAAGGAAGAAGAGCGGUUAAAGCAGCAACAACAUCAAAAACAACAGCAGCAACAGGAACAAAACCGCGAAGAAGAAGAAAGACAACGUGCAAUUCAACAGCAAAUAUCAUUAGAUAGUAUUGAGACGAAUGACGCAACAACGAUCAUCCGUCCACCACUCCGAAAGCAGCAAUCGACUGGCAGAAAACUUCCCAAGCUUCCCAACUCACAAAACUUUGUGUAAAUCCGAGGCAUAACGCUUGUCUGUUAAAAAAAAUAUAUAUCGCAAUGUAAAGCACUAAUACUGGAUUCUAGACCAAUCACAAGAAUGUGAAGUAAGACUUCAGUGUUUUAGAACAGACAAUACUUAAUUAAUACACAAUUUUAUGGAAAUCAAGCUUAAUAGUGAAUAUAGAAAUAUAAAUUAAGAAGUUGUAGAAGCUGCACUACACGCAGUUGUAAGAAAUUAUACUUCUAUCUAAACGCAUGACAUCUUUGCUAUAAAUUAUUUCUCCACCAUUAUAUGUGUUUAUUUAAAUAAUUUAUUUUUUAUUCAAAACCAUGUUGUCAUCCUACAUUCUUUUAUAAACUUUGUACUUCCAACGUAUUUAGGAUAAUAUAUAUAGAACGUUUUUGAAUAAUUCUCUUUAUGUACAGUACCGUACUUGAUACGUUUUUAUACUUACACAUUUUGUCACGCUGGACUUGUGGUUGCAAUAUUGAGUUUUUUUUUUAGUUGUUUAGGCUCCACAAUAUUGAUGAUUGUGAUUGAACUCCAUAGUGUAAUAAUAAAUAUGCGAAGCUGAUCACUAUAUCGAUUAUGUAAACUUACUAGGCUUAUGGUGGGGGGGGGGGUGGUAAAGUUAUUUUUAUUGUAGAAAAUAUCCUGAAAGUUUGCCAGGAUUGGAAAACAAAGAAUCAUCAACCACUAGCUAUUUAUCCAACUUGUUCUAGGCCUAUUAUCUGAAGGCCUCAGUAUUAUCUGAAACCAUCUUUGUAGCAUCGCGUUGCUUCGAAACAUAAAUUUAUAACACAAAAUUAUAGUAUGGCUAUUUAAACAAAAAAAAAUUUAAAACUUGCCAUAUCAAAGUGCCGAAGGCAACUUAUGAAUUAUUAUGAUAGUUGUGUUUGUAUUGUUCAAAACACUCUCUGAUAUGGAAAAUAUAUCACCAAUGAGGAUUAUGAAAGUAAUUAGUCUGGAUUAGGAUAGUCGUGCAUUGUUAUAUUCUUGUUUGCUCCCCCACCUCAUUAGCAUAAAGGAAAACACGUUUCGUUUGUCAUAGCCAUGCGAUGUUAUUAUAAAUAACAUAGCUCUCCAGUUCUACUAUAAAAAAUGUAAUUGAGUGACGAUUGGAACUUUCACGUCUUCACCUUAUGUCUAAAAACCAUUAAUUUCGUCAGUACCAUGGAGUUUAAGGUACGGUUCUAAUUGGUUUGUUCUGAAUAUUAACGUUUUGAAAGCCAGACAGUUAUAUCACAUAUCCUAACUUCGGAAAGUUUGUGUCGUUAAUUAGGACGUAAUGGGCCGCGGGCCUAAUAUUUUUUUUUUAUUAGUGGCUAUAUUUGUAUAUAAUUAUGGUCGAGUGGAUUUCGAUUCUCCUUCAUUUCGGCAUCCUAGGGCUAAUAUUCACAGUUCGACCCAAAGGUGUAAGAAAGUGGACCCGGGUCAGGUACCUACGGACACCGCCCACCACCUUUUUAAUAGAAAAUUCAGCGUGAACGUACGGUGCGUACAGAGAAAGCAGUCACUAGGAGCCACAUCGCCGUACUUAUUUUAUAUGAUCUGUGCACGUUAACUUCGAAAAGCUAUUUCGAAUACACGUCGUCAGUAAUCAUGAAGCUGCAGUAAAAUGUAAAGCUCCAUGGGCCAAUAUAGACCUCCUCAUCAUCAGUUUUUUUUUCGACUACCGGUAGCUAAAUUGAGGCGCUUUCUCAUUUAGGUUCCCUAUUUUAUUAAUAUUCAGUCAUAAUAGUACAAUCAUGGUACUAUUAAUCAUCUAUUUAUUCUUGUAUACCCAUAUGUGAAUAAAAGACUAUUAUCUUAAAAUACAGAGAAAUAUAGGUCUACGUUCAAACAUUCAUUUAGAAAUCUUCAGUUAUUUGUAACCCCUUUUUAGGCUUAUAAUUGCUUGUAACUGUUGUUUCUGCAGCAUGGCUUUGCUUAUUUUUACUUAGAAAAUGUU
Messenger RNA from Anneissia japonica, 3947 nucleotides. RefSeq names its product MAM and LDL-receptor class A domain-containing protein 1-like. NCBI's taxonomy places the organism in Eukaryota, Metazoa, Echinodermata, Crinoidea, Comatulida, Comatulidae. The record is from RefSeq and is a predicted model, not a curated record. Gene Ontology annotation, cellular component: membrane. Bases 47 to 2008 code for a protein of 653 amino acids. The transcript has 15 exons.